Molecule: messenger RNA, 3957 nt
Organism: Guillardia theta CCMP2712
Lineage: Eukaryota; Cryptophyceae; Pyrenomonadales; Geminigeraceae
Exons: 1
Coding region: 1-3957 (1318 amino acids)
Biological process (GO): signal transduction
Source: RefSeq, a predicted model, not a curated record
AUGUGUCAACACUGCAAGGAUCGACGCUCUCUCAUACACGACCUGGAGGAAGGUCUUGUAUCUGCCAAUCCCAGCGCGCAGGAAGCAUUCAAGAAGAUCGAGGAAUUCCGUGAGCACGUCAGCGAAGCGGGAAAGCCUUUCGCUGAGAGGCUAGACCUGGCCAAGUCUCACUACCUCUUCGGGAUGCAGAAGGAGCCUCUUGCUGUGGACGCCGUGAAGCUGCUCAUGUCAAACGGAGAGCUGGGAAAAUGCUACAGCGUCGAGAAAGGCGAGCUCAACCUGUCUUUGCGAACAGGUAGCAUGAAACGAUACAUUAUACGAGAACUGAGAAUGAAGACCCUCCCGGGGUGGAUUGCCAUAGUCGCCAUCCCUAUCCGGACCAUUGACAUCUCCGGAAACCCCAACCUUUCCAGCCUGCCCUUGGAUGAGCUGUGCAGCAUGAGAGAUAGUCUGAAGGAGAUGAACUGCCAAAACUGCAUACGGCUGCAGCUGCCUCCACCAGAGAUCGCCGGUCAAGGAGGAGAAGCAAGUUUCAUGUACAUGCAGAGUGUCAAGACGGACAGCGAGACAAACAAAAGGAUGAAUCUCAUUCUGAUUGGCAACGGGGAGGCAGGGAAGACGAGCGUGUUCAGAGCUCUAAGUUCUGUGGAGAACAAGGCUGGCAAGAUCGAUGUGGACAAGAGGACGAUCGGGAUAGAUCUGGAUAGAUGGGAACCUGAUGGGGCUGACGGGCUGACGUUCGACGUGAUGGACUUCGGGGGACAAGAGGUCUACGGCAAGACGAACCAGUACUUCAUUGUGAGGCGGGCCUUGUACCUGCUGGUGUGGAACGUGAGGACGACGAGAGAUGAGAUGAGUGCAGGUGGAGCCGCAGGGAGCAUGAAGGAGCUGAGGGCGAUGAUUUCUACCUGGUUGCGAACGCUGCAAGCAAGAGUGCCGGGAGCGAGUGUGAUGCUGGUGGCGACGCACAUCGACAUAGCUGGGCAGAGCGAGAUAGAGGAUCAGUCCGAGGAGGUGAGAAAAUGUGUGCAAGAGGAGCUGAAAAAGAUGUCAGAAGAAGAAGACGAGAAUAUUCUUCCCUUACAUGUCAUACGCGAAGGCGGGAGCUUCAGAGUAAACUGUCUUGAGGGAGAGGGAAUCAAGGAGCUCCGAGCCUCUGUGUGCCAGGCGGCAAAGGAGCUGCUGUGGUGGAAUGAGAGCAUACCUCGGCCCUACCUGAAGCUGAGACAUGCGGUGGAAGUUCAGUCAAAGAACGAGCCUUAUUUGAAGGUAGAGCAAUACUUGAAGAUGUUGAAGGAAGCAGAAGUCGAAGAGAAAGAAGAGAAGAUAGUGACGAGCUUCUUGCACGACAUGGGAGUCCUCAAGUACUUCGGUCGGGAGCUGAAAGCAAUGCAUAGCAGGGAAGCAGAGAGCAAGUACUCCGUGGAAGACACGGUCUUCAUUGACAUCGAAUGGAUGAUCGACGUAUUCAAGGGCGUGAUGCGACAUGACUGGCGGCAUCUCCUCGACUUCUUCCACCAGGACCCAACCAAGUCAAAGAAGACGAAGAAGCUGCUACACCUGGGCAUCAUAGACGAAGACAUGUUCGAGUACCUGUGGCCCCAGCCAAACAGCAAGUUCUGGAGCGAAGAGAAGUCAGGGAAGUCAUGUAGAUCAGCUGAGAUAGGCUUCACUAAGAGCCAUGUGGAGGUCGAGCAGGCAGUGGCCCUGCUUCAGGGUUGCGACCUGGCACACUUCCUGGGUGCGGGGGAAAUGGUUGAUGCGGAAAACGAGGAGACCAAGAGGGAGCUGCUUUGCCCCGGCAUCAUCCCGUCGUUUACGCAUCAGCACAAGCAAGCAGUGAGGGACUCGCAUUCUCUGUGCGCACGCCUGCAAUGCGAGUACAACUUCUUCCCCAUCGGCUUCAUCGACAGGCUGGUCGUGCUGUCCGCCGCUCGCCACUUUGAGGUAGACUGCAGCGGCUCGAUGGCGGUGAUGAAGGGCUGGGGGCGAACACUUGUGAUGAGCUGGCGCGAAGACGAAGGCAAGCAUAUGGUGAUAGCAGUUGCGUCGACGAGGCAGCAGAUCGAGAACUUGGAUAAAGACCUGAAGCGGCUGGAGGCGUUCUUUCCGGGGGUGAAAAGGAGGAGUGAUAAGAAAGGCUCGGGCAAGGAGGCGGUGCAGGUUGGGAUCUUUUCGUAUGGAGUGAAGUCAGGAGAGUGUGCGUGCAAUAUUGAAGGAAAUAUGAUGAACAUAUACAACGCAGAGAAACGCUGCAUAGAUCUCACAUGCACGAUCUACCGAUGUGAGAGGCAAAUUAGCGAUCUGACUGAUAAUUGCCUCGUGAACAUCUUGUGCAUCUCGACCGAGUUUUUGGAUGAGCUUGAAGCAAAGCAAGGAGGAGGAAGCUUCUGCGAGCGAUGGAACAUGUUGACCACGAGCAAAGCAGUCAUCAUCCCUGUUAUUCUGAAGGAUUAUUAUCACAAGCACAUUGAAGGGCCUAGAAGGUUUAACAAGUGGUGGCCGCAGAGGAUACAGAAGAUGGAGCGAUACAAGGUGUUCCACAAGUACAUCAAGGAUGACAAAGUCUCGAUGUGCAUGCUGUAUGACAGUAUCAUUAUGAAGUUGCAUCACGGACGAGGGAGCUUCGAAGACUUGUUGGAUGUCACCAGUCAGAACAUGCUUCUGUGCGAAGAUUGCUUGUAUCAGAUGUCCAAGUCUCAAGAUCACUCGCGGGGCGAUGAAGGUGUUGGCACAUUUGAUCCCUCAGAGGUGAAAAGAGCCAUAGAAGAUCGAAGAACCGGCAUCACGACCAAACAGAGAGGGCUAGAUAGAGAAGAUUUCAUCCAACGGGAGAUCAUGGUGAACUUUAUCGCUUGCUCACGUGGUCACAAGAAGCUUGUAAAGGAGAUGCUUGAGUUCAACAGCUCCAGCUCCCCCUGUCCGUCGUGCUUGAAGCAGAAGACUGUACCUCACUUCUUCAGCAGACCGACGUGUCUGAGCAAGCUUGCUCGCGACCUUGCGGCUAAAAUUGAAUGUCCUACAUGUGGAAUGCACGUGGAUGUCUUCGACGUCACGCCUCCGCAGGUUUUCUUGAGCUACCAGUGGGGGCACAAGUGUUCGACGCAAGAAAUGGUGAAGCAGGUGAAGCGGCGGAUCGAGGAGCAGACAAGCUUGCAGUGCUGGCUCGACGUGGAGGGAGGGAUCAACCCUGGUGAAGAUCACAUGCAGAAGAUGGAGCUCGGGGUGUCUCGGUGCGAGGUGUUUGUGGUCUUCAUGAGCGACAAGUACGUCAAGAGCGCCAACUGCAGGAGGGAGUUCGCGCGGGCGUGUGAGACAGGAAGGUAUAUCAUCCCAGUGUUGGUGCCGGUUCAAUUUCAACCGGAUCAAGACUCGGCUAGCGGCUUAGAGUCCGAGUCCGGCUGGAAGGGCGACAAGAGGCAUCAAGACUGGUGGAAGAGGAUCUCUGGGAUCGAGCAGGGCGAAGGAGCUGCGCUAGAAGUUGAGGUCAACUGGAGGCAUUUCAAGUCAUUUCCUCAGACCUUCGAGCUCGAAGCUGAGAUGCGAGGAGAAAAGGUGCUGGUGAAGCGAGGUGUUCAAGAGCUGGUCGCGGCUGUGCAGGCAAGAGCUUACAGGGGAAGCAUCGUCUGGCACGAGUUGAAGCCUGUAGCAUGGGGAGCGAGCAUCGCACGUUCUUGCGCAGAAGAGAAACCUGAGAUGGAGCAACGGGUUCACCAAGAGGAGGAGCCGGAGAGCACACCAGGAGGGGAGGAUGACUUUGGGGAGCAAGACGAGGGGAGAUAUGAGAAGCUGAAUCCGAUGGAGGAGCUGCUGGGCAGUGGAAGUACAACCCUUUUUAAGGAUCGAGACAGGAGCAAGGAUUACGAAAUUUCUGCUGGAGAUGGCGUGACUGGGGAUGAAAAGUACGCCCUUGCAGAGUAUCAGACGAAGGCGUCAUCUUGUUGUGUCGUCAGUUAG